AAAUCACGACAGCCAUUUAAAAGAGAGAGAGAGAGCAUAACAUGCAGAAGCAUGAAGUUUCUAGUGUGUGUCAGGCCGUCCGUUUCGUGACCUGCCUCAGUCAGGCAUUGAGUGAGUGGCAGAGAUGAGUGCUCUGGCGUCCACGUCAUCAUCAUCAUCAGCUGCUGGCGUUUGCCUUAGGACCGGAAUCUUUGGAAGGCCCCUUAAAAAACCCCAUCUCACCUCCUUCUGCAAAUGCAAACCUGCCUUUUCUUCUCCCUUUCUAAUGCGUGUUCUGAAUGACUCUAAAGGGAGUGAUAUGUCCUCCGAUCCUACAAUCGAAAGAUCUGAGGCUGACAAGCUUGUAGAUGGUUUGGAUUUUGGUGAACUUUGUGAUGAUUUUGAAUGCAUCAGCAGUCCAUCUGUAGAAUCUACCGCAAGGCAGCUAGUGCGUGAUAUUCUGGAGCUGCGACAGGGCAAUCGUGCCUUGGGAACCUUUGCCACCUCUGUCAAAUACAAGGAUCCUCUUAGAAAUUUCACUGGUCGUGAGAAAUACAAGAGACCUCUCUGGGUAACUGAUGCGUUGGAUAAACCUUCAGUGACAGUGCAAGAGAUGGUGAUGUUGUCAACUAGUGUGUUGAACAUCAAGUGGACUGUCAAAGGGAAGCCUAAAUUGCUUGCAAUUUCUAGUAUAGGAGGAGACUUGAUAGUCAUUGUGAAUUCAAGGUUUACAUUGAACCAAAUAAGUGGCCAAGUUAUUGAGCAUGAGGAGCUGUGGGAUUUGUCUGCAUCAUCAGCCAUUGGUCAGGCAUAUUUCUGGACAUCUCGUAGGCUUUUUGCUGCCAUUGAAGCUGGAAAAGAUAUUGCUGACACUGUUAAAGACACAACAGCUCGUUUUUCAACCCAAAAGGAGAAUUCAGAGAUCUAUCCAGACCCAUCAGGUGAUCCCACCAAGUUUUUUCAAAGGGAUGAUGGCUUACAAAGGGACGCAUACCAGAUUGCACUCUUCUUGGCGGUUCUAUAUUUUGUUGUACAGUUCUUGAGGACAACCCUGUGAAUGUGAAAACCCAACAACUUCAUAUAUUCUCCCAUUUUGUAAUUAUUAGGUUUUAUUUUGUAUACCCUAUUCAUCACCAAUGCUUGUAUUAUAUCUAGAUUCAAGACUCCCAUGAUUAGUCAAACUCAUUCUUAUCCUGUUUGGUGGAAAAUUACCAUUUCUUCACCUUUAAAAAAAAUGCAUUUGGCAAAAUUUUAUGA
Molecule: messenger RNA, 1236 nt
Organism: Magnolia sinica
Lineage: Eukaryota; Viridiplantae; Streptophyta; Magnoliopsida; Magnoliales; Magnoliaceae
Exons: 5
Coding region: 125-1036 (303 amino acids)
Cellular component (GO): chloroplast
Source: RefSeq, a predicted model, not a curated record